GGCGGGGAGCGGCGGGGCGGACGGGCCCUGAUGAGGCGGAAAGAGAAGCGGCUCCUGCAGGCGGUGGCGCUGGCGCUGGCGGCCCUGGUCCUCCUGCCUAACGUGGGGCUCUGGGCUCUGUACCGCGAGCGGCAGCCGGACGGCAGCCCCGGGGCGGCGGGGGCGGCGGUAGCCCCGGCGGCCGGACAGGACUCACAUGGUCGGCAAAAAAAGACAUUUUUCUCGGGAGACGAACAGAAACUGAAGGACUGGCACGACAAGGAGGCCAUCCAGAGGGACGCUCAGCGCACAGGAAAUGGAGAACAAGGGCGGCCUUAUCCCAUGACCGAUGCCGACAGAGUGGACCAGGCAUACCGAGAGAAUGGAUUUAACAUCUACGUCAGUGAUAAAAUCUCCCUGAAUCGCUCUCUCCCUGACAUCCGGCACCCACACUGCAACAGCAAGCGGUACCUGGAGACCCUACCCAACACCAGCAUCAUCAUCCCCUUCCACAACGAGGGCUGGUCUUCACUCCUCCGCACUGUCCACAGCGUGCUCAACCGUUCUCCCCCGGAGCUGGUUGCUGAGGUCAUACUGGUGGAUGACUUCAGCGAUCGAGAGCACCUGAAGAAGCCACUGGAAGACUACAUGGCUCUUUUCCCCAGCGUCAGAAUUCUCCGCACCAAGAAGCGGGAAGGCCUGAUAAGGACCCGAAUGCUGGGGGCCUCUGCCGCCACCGGAGAUGUCAUCACGUUCUUAGACUCUCACUGUGAAGCCAAUGUCAACUGGCUCCCCCCUUUGCUUGACCGCAUCGCUCGGAACCGGAAGACUAUCGUGUGCCCCAUGAUCGAUGUCAUUGACCAUGACGACUUCCGGUAUGAGACCCAGGCAGGGGACGCAAUGAGGGGCGCCUUCGACUGGGAGAUGUACUACAAGCGCAUCCCUAUCCCUCCAGAGCUGCAGAAGGCUGACCCCAGCGAUGCAUUUGAGUCUCCCGUGAUGGCUGGAGGGCUGUUUGCUGUGGACCGGAAGUGGUUCUGGGAGCUGGGCGGGUACGACCCAGGCUUGGAGAUCUGGGGAGGGGAGCAGUAUGAGAUCUCCUUCAAGGUGUGGAUGUGUGGGGGCCGCAUGGAGGACAUUCCCUGCUCCAGGGUGGGCCACAUCUACAGGAAGUAUGUGCCCUACAAAGUCCCUGCUGGAAUUAGCCUGGCCCGGAACCUGAAGCGGGUGGCUGAGGUGUGGAUGGAUGAAUUCGCCGAAUACAUCUACCAGCGCCGGCCAGAGUACCGCCACCUGUCUGCCGGCGAUGUCGUGGCCCAGAAAAAGCUCCGCAGCACCCUUAACUGCAAGAGCUUCAAGUGGUUUAUGACCAGCAUCGCCUGGGACCUGCCCAAGUUCUAUCCACCUGUGGAGCCCCCAGCUGCAGCAUGGGGAGAAAUUCGCAACGUGGGCACGGGAUUGUGCACAGACACAAAGCACGGGACCCUGGGCUCCCCACUGAGGCUGGAGAGCUGUGUCCGUGGGGAAGCUGCUUGGAACAACAUACAGGUCUUUACCUUCACCUGGAGGGAGGACAUCCGGCCCGGAGACCCUCAGCACACCAAGAAAUUCUGCUUUGACGCGGUCUCCCGCACCAGCCCAGUCACCCUCUACGAUUGCCACAGCAUGAAGGGCAACCAGCUGUGGAAGUACAGGAAGGACAAGACCCUGUACCACCCUGUGACUGAUAGCUGCAUGGACUGUAGCCAGAGUGACCACAGGAUCUUCAUGAACACCUGCAACCCAUCCUCCCUCACCCAGCAGUGGCUCUUUGAACACACCAACUCCACAGUCUUGGAAAAAUUCAACAGAAACUGAACCCUCACAGCCCCUCGGCAAGCCCCACGGGUCCCCUCCAGCGCCCAUGAAGCCUUCCUCUCAAGGGAGAAGGGGCCUGUGUGGGCACCAAGGUGCUGGGCUUAAUGGCUGGGGGCAGGGGAGUCUUGAAGCACCUGUGUCAUGUGUAGAGAAUAGAGCCUACAAAGGGCCCCACAAGAAGGCAGGGUCUGCUGACAUCACAGCAGAGCUCCAGAACCUGUCAGCAUGUCACCUGAGUGUCACAUUGGGCACACCUGGGCAGCCUCUUGCCCAGAGCCCUGUGAAGUUACUCAGCCCUAGGGCAGCUCCCAGGCACUACUCUAGAAAGAGAUGUGACAUUGGCCUAUGUGCCAGCCCCUGCAAAGCCCUCCUGUGGCCUGUCCUUACUGCGGGGUAGGCAUAGGGGAUGGACGGACUGCCAGGACUGCCCAGCUUCCAUCUUGGUCCAGGGCUCACAGUGAGAGCCCACACCUGGGACCUCAGAGUGCUCUAUACUGAGCACUUCCAGCAAGGGGCCCCUGACCUUCCUCGGCAGCCUGGAUGCAAAGGAUGUCUCCCUGGCUCUGGGCAUUUCAAAUGCCCCGUCCAGUUUCAGGGCUUUCUGAGUAUAAGGACAACCCAGCCACCAGCUUUUUGGGGCUAGUUCAGCUAGCCUUGGAAAAAGGCCAAGUAGACUGAGCAGGCUGAUCAGAGCUCCCCAGCCCAUGCUUCCCUGGCCCUCUCUGUCUCUCCUUGGCAGCUCCUCGGCAGCUCCCUGCCCAUGUGAGGCUGGAGGCCUCCUGGGUCCACUGGGGGCAGCACAGCCAGUCUCUGACUGCCUCAUAGUUCUGAUCUCACUGAACUCUGGACUUGUGUGGCUCUGUCUCCAGUCAGGAAGUGCCACUGGACUCUGGCGUGCUGGCAUAUGAGGCUGAGAUUCAAGCAGCAGCCACACAUAUCAGUCAGGCAGCCCUGAGCCCAGGACGUUUGUGACCUCUAGGGCUUGAAGGAACAGGGACCAGAGGCUUUGGAGCAACCCAGUCGCUGACUGUCACAGCUGCAGCCUCAUUGAGAAGCUACUUUCCC
This is a messenger RNA of Nannospalax galili (Upper Galilee mountains blind mole rat), 2901 nucleotides long. RefSeq names its product polypeptide N-acetylgalactosaminyltransferase 10 (gene Galnt10). Gene Ontology annotation, cellular component: Golgi apparatus. The record is from RefSeq and is a predicted model, not a curated record. NCBI's taxonomy places the organism in Eukaryota, Metazoa, Chordata, Mammalia, Rodentia, Spalacidae. The transcript has 12 exons. Bases 31 to 1836 code for a protein of 601 amino acids.